CGGUGACGCUGUCACACAUGGAUCUGGACCACCAGAUCUCGCAGCUGCGGGAUUGCAAGUUCAUGCCGGCGGUGGAGGUCAAGGCGCUAUGCGAGCAAGCAAAGGCGAUCCUCAUCGAGGAGUGGAACGUACAGCCCGUGCGUUGCCCCGUCACUAUGUGUGGUGACAUCCACGGCCAGUUCUACAACCUCAUCGAGCUCUUCCGCAUCGGCAGGGAAGCGUCUAACACCAACUACCACUUUUAUAUAGAUAGAAACUAAGUAUCCAGUGUGA
Messenger RNA from Zea mays, 273 nucleotides. Its product is annotated as serine/threonine-protein phosphatase PP2A-1 catalytic subunit-like. The coding region runs from base 18 to 260 and encodes 80 amino acids. Gene Ontology annotation, molecular function: protein serine/threonine phosphatase activity. The transcript has a single exon. Lineage: Eukaryota; Viridiplantae; Streptophyta; Magnoliopsida; Poales; Poaceae. The record is from RefSeq and is a predicted model, not a curated record.